GAAGUCAUUUAUUGCGGCGUCAUCGUUACCAAUUGCUACUACAGAACCGCACAAAUGUUACUAUCAUUUUCUAUUUUCGCGUUUGUUUUUCUCAGAAACGCAAAUGCCGAGAACAACUUCUAUCCACGAUACCAUUUGGCGCCUGAACAUGGCUGGAUGAAUGAUCCGAACGGCUUCUGUAUCUUCAAUAAUGAGUACCAUCUCUUCUACCAGUACAAUCCAAACAGCAGCUACGUACCUGGGAUAGCACACUGGGGCCACGCCGUGAGUAAAGAUUUGUUCCACUGGAAACAUCUGCCGAUUGCAAUGUAUCCUGAUCAAUGGUAUGACGAAGGCGGAGUAUUUUCAGGAAGUGCGUUAGUAGACAAUGGCACCAUGUACUUGUACUACACAGGUAACGUGAAUCAUCCGAACGAAACACCAAACCACAACCAAUACCAGGCACUGGCGAUGAGUACAGAUGGAAUCAACGUGGCUAAGUACGACAAUAAUCCUAUAAUAAAUGGCACCCAACUACAACCUGAUCUCAGAGACCCUAAGGUUUGGAAACAUGGUGAUAAGUAUUACAUGGUCCUCGGAAACUCUUUCAACGAUGGUAAGUUGGGAAGAGCUCUGUUGUAUACCUCGCCUGAUAAAAUAAACUGGGAAAAGGCAUCAGUUCUGGCUGAAUCUGAUGGUUUUCUUGGUUAUAUGUUUGAAUGUCCUGACUUUUUUGAGAUCGAUGGAUAUUUUGUGCUACUUUUUUCACCACAGGGUAUCAAGCCAAGAGGAGAUAAAUAUAGAAACUUGUACCAAACGGGUUAUCUCAUUGGUACAUUCGACUAUGAAACUAAUAAUUUCACAGUUCUCUCCAAGUUUCAAGAGUUUGAUCAUGGACAUGAUUUAUAUGCGACACAGAGCGAAGUUGAUGAAAAUGGAAAUAGAAUUGUGAUUGCCUGGUUUGACAUGUGGGAUCAAAAUUAUCCAGAAAAUGCUCAGGGAUUUACUGGCCAAAUGACAAUACCGAGAGUUAUAAGUGUAACUAAUGAUUUGAGAUUGAAACAAACACCAGUGCAGAGUAUAUCUUUAGCUAGAGGGCGUAAUACAUAUUCGGGUAGAACUAAAGGUGGAGCAGUUGUUGUUUUAGAGGAUAACGUAGGUGAGGUCGUGGUUAAAGCACCUAGAUACAGGGAUUUUGCACUUUUCAUAGAAUCCGACUCCGGUUCGGUUAAAUUGAGUUAUGAUUUCAAAAAAGGACGCGUUACUCUAGACCGCGGCGGUAAUGAUGGUGUUAGAAGAACAUCUUGGAGGCCACAGGAUAAGCUUCUAUGGAAAAUUUACAUUGAUUCAAGCUCCAUUGAAUUGUUCUGCGGAGAAGGUGAGGUUACUUUUUCAAGCAGAUUUUUCCCGACUGGCUCAGUGAGGUUACGUCUAGCUCCUCACAGUGACGCAGAAGAAAUGAUCGUUAACGGGAUGAAACAUACUGUUGAUAUUACCAGCGCCAACGAAGCAACGGGUUGAUAUUGACUGUCGUACAAUUUUGUAAAUUAAUAUUAUCAUACAGUCAGUUUUACCUUAUUAUAUUUUAAUAGCAGUUCACAAAACUAUAUAGUUUCAUUCUUAUGCUAUUUAUAUAUAAAUAAUAUACAUGCAGUAGAAGUUA
Molecule: messenger RNA, 1642 nt
Organism: Leptidea sinapis
Lineage: Eukaryota; Metazoa; Arthropoda; Insecta; Lepidoptera; Pieridae
Product: sucrose-6-phosphate hydrolase-like
Exons: 1
Coding region: 55-1500 (481 amino acids)
Biological process (GO): carbohydrate metabolic process
Cellular component (GO): cytoplasm
Molecular function (GO): beta-fructofuranosidase activity
Source: RefSeq, a predicted model, not a curated record